This is a messenger RNA of Exophiala dermatitidis NIH/UT8656, 1137 nucleotides long. RefSeq lists its product as uncharacterized. NCBI's taxonomy places the organism in Eukaryota, Fungi, Ascomycota, Eurotiomycetes, Chaetothyriales, Herpotrichiellaceae. The transcript is spliced from 2 exons. Bases 121 to 738 code for a protein of 205 amino acids. The record is from RefSeq and is a predicted model, not a curated record.
UCCGAUUCGGUUAAGUGCUGUAAAAGGGACCGAGAUAGCAUUAUAAGAAGUUUCAAUGUAUAAGACCUUUGAUUCUUCUCGCUUCCAUUAUGGUAUCGCUUCUACAGUACAACAACUUCCAUGUUUAAUAGGUUGACGAGUACUCUUACUCUAUAUCGAUUGUACAAUACCCCGAUGAAAAUGGUCGCUACCUUAUCUUUCCUGGCUCUUGGCCUCAUCGGUGCUUCUGCCGCUACUCCCUCUCUGCGAUUCGCAAAGCGCAACUCCCCCAACGGUUGUGCGGACGGCGUCCCGAGCCAGGCCGCCGUCGCAGGCGCAAUUAAUCAGUGGAACAGUGAUGUCACCACCGUCAAUGAUUUUCUCGAUGUCGCGACUUCUCUGCAAGGGCUUCAUUUACAAUUACAGCUCGUAGUCGCCCUCAGAGCUGCUAACGACGAGCCCGACCAAUUACAAAUUCUCGCGUGUGCAUCAGAUGUGAGUCCCAGCACGGUUGCGCAGGCCGCCGCAGACGACUUAUUCACUGGGUUCGGGCCCAACGUACUCACGCCCCUAAGCAACAUCCUCAACGAUCCAUCAUCGAUUACGCAGAAUUUGCAGCUAAUCAAUCAAUUUCGCUGCUGCCAUGUGCUACCGGACCUUGACACCUUAUGGAGCUUCACUGCCGAGGACGACGGCGUUGCCAAUCAGGUGCCUUUGUCGGCUCCUAGACCGGCAGCCUGUGCGUCCAUCUAUUGCUGAGUGGACAUGAAAUACGACGACAGGGGGUGAACGAGAGCUAGUGGCACAAUCGAAGGUAAUGGACCUGGCAACCUAUUUGUUGCACAAGUCUAGCAACAGCUUGGUAGGGGCUUUCCAAACCUUGUUCACUAUAAUAAUGGGCAAGAGUAACUGUGCAGAUAAUACAAAGGAUUGUGAAAUUAUGGAGGAUUCAAUUAUGCCAGCAUAUAUCCUUGUCAGAUAAGUGGAUUUGUGCAGAAAAUUGUUGAUGGUGUUCGGGUUUGAUAUUCUCAGACAUGUUCCCCUGCCCAUCCGCACAAGGUAACAAUACCGUUCAUUCGUUCUGGGUGCCUUCCCUCUUGGUCUCGAGCCCAUAGCAUUACGCUUGCCCUGACCCAAUAUUUUGCUGUUGGAUUUCCG